Molecule: messenger RNA, 1908 nt
Organism: Suillus clintonianus
Lineage: Eukaryota; Fungi; Basidiomycota; Agaricomycetes; Boletales; Suillaceae
Product: RNI-like protein
Exons: 8
Coding region: 1-1908 (635 amino acids)
Biological process (GO): SCF-dependent proteasomal ubiquitin-dependent protein catabolic process
Cellular component (GO): SCF ubiquitin ligase complex
Source: RefSeq, a predicted model, not a curated record
AUGAGUAGACGUGGAAAUAAUGUUAGGGGACCUACAUCUGCAUUAACUGAAUUUCUUAGGGAGUCAGGCAUCAAUCCUACUACAAUUGCUCGACGAGUGGCUACCCAGAAUCAGCCUAGAAACCAGCCCACCCAUCAAUCUGUGGCUGGUCCGAGUAACUCUGGGGAUAAUGUGGAGGAUGUUCCAGAGGAAGUGCAACAAGAGGAAAGCGCUCCUCGCGCAUCGAAUGGCCGACGUGGACGAGGCAGAAACACUGGGUACGCCUCAGACGAGCUCGAUGAGCCUGCGGAAGAAUCUCCUGUAAAGAAGCGGAAGAGCACAAAGGGUCGAGCGACUGUCGCUGCUAAAUCCAAGGCCAAGAAGAAAGCAAAAGAUGAUGGAGAAUAUGAAGGUUCCUCUGAGGACGAGUACAGGGCCAUGUCGAAGAAUCUCUGGUCAAUGGGUGGCGACGGUAGUCCCAAACCUCCAGCUGGAAGCUUCAAAACCUGCGCGAGAUGCGAAAAGCAGUUCACUGUGACAAAGUAUACCAUGGCAGCCAAUCCACCUCCUGGCUAUCUCUGCCACAAUUGUGCCAAGGCGUCUGGUACUGACCCUUUCAAGAAGCCGGCAGUCCCUCGUAAACGUGCUAAUGUGGCGGAAAAACGGGAUGUUAUCAGUUACCAGGAACGUCGUUUCCCAUCUCUUGCGGCGAUGUGCAUUGAGCUCAUAACGCGCUACAUUGACGACGUGGAAGCUUUGGGUGAUAUCGGCUCCGUGAACAUGGAUGAAAUCGCGAAGGCACUCUCCAAGAACCGUGGUCUUACCCCUCAGAAUGCACAUUUGUUCUAUGAUGUGCUCAACAAGAAGCUCAGGUUCUACGAUGCAACUAAUCUGACUCCGGAUGCACUGACGACCCUCGCAUCCCUCAACCCCAAUUUGACUCACUUACACCUCGAUUAUUGCGGGCGUCUCACAUCGCCCGUCCUUUUGGCUUUUUCCACUUCGAUGCGGCAGCUGACUUCCUUGACACUCCUUGGCCCGUUCCUCGUACGCGCGGAAGCUUGGAUCGAAUUCCUCAAGGCUAUGCCAGGCUUACGAGUGUUCAAGAUUACCCAGAGUCCAAGAUUCAACUUAGCAUGCAUGCAGACGCUGACAGAUAGCUGCAAAAAUAUGGAAGAACUCUCAUUGAGGGAAAUUGGUUUGAUGGACAACGAGUUUGCCGAUCCUUUAUGCUCUCUGUCGUCGUUGAGAGUGCUAGAUCUGGCGUUUCCAGGAAUAGGCAUAGACGAAGACGGUUGGAUGAAGAUCAUAGAAAAACACGGAAUCACCCUUGAAAGACUUGAUGCCUCAAAGCAUGAAGGAUUCACUGACUAUGUCCUUCAGGAGAGCGUCAGGAAAUACACCCGUGUCUUGCUCGAAUUAAAACUGGACGAGUGCCUUAAUCUCACUGAUGAGGGCGUGGCGCAAUUCUUUGGCAACUGGGCAUAUCCAAUAUCCACCCUGAAAGACGAAGACUACGAUAUGGAUGUGGACUCUGACCCCGUGGAUGUCGGUCUCGCUUCUCUCGAACCGUUCACGCCGAAUCCGCCGUUGCAUGUACUGUCCCUUGCCCGAAACCAAGAGCUUUCAAGUGCGACACUCACAACUGCCAUUGUACACUCUGCUCACUCGCUCACGUGGUUGAGUGUGAAUGGACUGCGCAGCGCUUCAUCUGAAGCACUUGCACAACUCAAGAGAGCGAAGGAACUGCGUUAUCUAGAUGCCGGGUGGUGCCGAGAGCUAGAUGAUUUUGUGAUGAAAGAUGUUGUCACAGCGUGCACGAAGUUGAGCGAGAUUAAGGUCUGGGGAUGUAGCCGCAUAAGGGGUGUUGGGUGGGGUGUGAAGAGAGCCAUCAAGGUUCAUGGGAUUGAACCGAGUGGGGGUAUGUAA